Molecule: messenger RNA, 4928 nt
Organism: Solenopsis invicta (red fire ant)
Lineage: Eukaryota; Metazoa; Arthropoda; Insecta; Hymenoptera; Formicidae
Gene: cactin
Product: cactin
Biological process (GO): mRNA cis splicing, via spliceosome
Cellular component (GO): spliceosomal complex; cytoplasm
Molecular function (GO): protein binding
Source: RefSeq, a predicted model, not a curated record
GAAUCAGCUGCGUCAAUCGCGGCAAGAUGGCGCGCGACUGAGAUAGCGCUUCGUUCGAGGAGAAAGUGAGGUUAGGUUCCGCACGGUUUUGACGAUUUAUUUACGUAUUAUUUUUCUUCUCCGUCGACGUGAUGGAGAAGUACUCACGCGAACGCAACAGACAUGGUUCGAGGAAAGAGCGUGAUGACGAUUGCAGGAACAAGGACCGAAGAGUCCGUGAUCGCGCGGAGUAUCGAUCCGAAGGUUCGAACUCCAGACACGAGCGUUCAGACACAAGAUCCCGCGAAAGGCACAGAAAAUCGAGGGACGACGACUCUCAUUCGCGUCGCGAGUCGCGGAAGUCUUCCAAGCGUAAGAGCAAAAAGAGGGAGUCAUCUUCGACGGACUCGAGUAUGUCCUCCAAUGGCUCGUCCACAGACUCGUCCUCGGAUUCCACAAAAUUACUGGAAAAGUUACAGAAGCAACGGCAGAAGCAGAUAGAGGACCGCAAACAUCAGAAGGAAGUUAUGAAGGCAACGGAGACGCCAGAAGAAAAGCGCUUACGUCGCUUGAAGAAGAAAGAGGCCAAGGAACGUAAGCGUAAGGAGAGGAUGGGUUGGGACAAUGACUAUUUACACUAUACAAAUACAGACAAUCCAUUUGGAGAUGGCAAUAUCUUGUCUACCUUCGUAUGGUCGAAGAAGUUGGGAAAGGAGGGCCUGCUUGGCGCAGGCAGGGAGGAGUUAGAGAUUCGUAACAGGCACAAGCAGGAGGAGACCAAGAGGGAGCUAGAAAAGGUGAAAAAGAGGCGGCAGGAGAGAGAAUUGGAGCGGCAGCAAAGGGAAGAGGAAAUGACCAUGUUGCAGAGAGGCAAGGAAGCUGCCCAGUUGGAGCAGUGGGCCCGGCAGGAAGAUCAGUUUCACCUCGAACAGGCCAGACUGAGAUCCCGUAUCAGGAUCCAGGAUGGCCGCGCAAAACCUAUUGACCUUCUCGCGAAAUACAUCAGUGCGGAAGAAGAGGUUGAUGCAGUAGAGAUGCACGAACCAUACACAUACUUACGAGGUCUGCAAGUGAAGGACUUGGAGGAUCUCAUAGAGGACAUAAAGGUUUAUAAGGAACUGGAGAGGGGCAAAAAUUUAGAUUACUGGAAUGACAUAACUGUAAUUGUGGAGGACGAAUUGCAUAAACUUAGGAAAUUGGAACGAACAGAAUAUGAAGUUGCUGUUGGUAGAAGAGAAGGGAUUCAUGAGUCAGUAGCCAAAGAUGUCACGGCCAUUUUUAAGGGUAAAACCGCGGCGCAAUUGGAAGCUUUGCAAUUGCAGAUUCAGGCAAAAAUAACAGGGAAACCGGAAGGCGUCGAUAUCGGAUAUUGGGAAAGCCUUUUGUCUCAGUUAAAAGCUCAUAUGGCAAGGGCGCGGCUCAGAGAUCGACAUCAGGAAAACUUACGGAAAAAGUUGGAAGUUCUGAUUGCCGAGCAAGGCGUAGCUAGAGCGGAGAACGAGGCAGAGAGUUCGCAAGCACAGGAAAGCGAGUCUACUGUGAGGCAAGAUGAGCCUUCCUCCAGCACAGCUGCCGAGAAGAACGAAAACAGUCAUUCCGACGAUGAUCAAGAAGAGACGAACGCUGCCAAUGAUUUGUUGUCCGAAUCCUUCCGCGAGUACGAAACUGGCGGUUAUUCGCCGACUUACAUAUCCUACUCGCAGCUCGAACCGGGCACGCUCAUCACACAGGAAGACGAGGACAAUCAGAGGUUGGAGUACGCGAGGAAGCAAGUCCUCAGUACCGGCAGGAAGAUUCAGAAUGUGUUGACGACUGAGGAGCAAGCUAUGCACCGGGAAGCGCGCAAAGGCAUGGGCUCAGACGAGGCGCAGUUCAGUGUUGAGUCGUCGUUGGAGGCGCAGAUCUACCUGUGGUCUGACAAGUAUCGACCGCGUAAGCCCCGUUACUUUAACCGCGUGCACACUGGUUUCGAGUGGAAUAAAUACAAUCAGACGCACUAUGAUAUGGACAAUCCGCCGCCGAAGAUCGUGCAGGGCUACAAAUUCAACAUCUUCUACCCGGACCUCAUCGAUAAGAAUACCACGCCGGAAUAUUUUCUCACGCCCUGCGCCGAUAAUAAGGACUUUGCAAUCCUGCGAUUCCACGCGGGUCCGCCUUACGAGGACAUCGCCUUCAAAAUCGUCAAUCGAGAGUGGGAGUAUUCGUAUAAACGUGCUUCAGAUGUCAAUUUCAUAACAACAUCUUUCAAUUGUGGUUUCAUUUCAAGAGAUAUAGAUAUCGCCGUUAACGUGGCACAUUUCAUACCCGUAAUUUGUGAAGAUCACGAUAUCGAUAAGAUCAUCAUGAAGUGGAAAAGAGGACCGUGUGAGUUUCUAUCGCAGAAAACUUUUCUGAUAAUCAAGGAUGACUUGGAUAUUUCGGAAGGUACGACCAAGACAACAGACGGCAAGAAAACAGCGACAAAAAAUGCGACGCAUAUCGGCACUUGGCCGCCGAAGAUGAAGCGCGUGCAGUUCUGUGAGGAGGAGCCGGAGAGGCCGAAAACGGCGAAUCUCAGAAGACCGAGCGUGCUGGACCCCGCGCUCGUGGACAAACUCGACAUGUCGUUGCUCAGUAAGGAAUUGCUCUACGACUCGAUGACGCGUAUUCAGUCAGCCACAUUGGGCAAGCCGGCCAGUGGGGGCACGACAUCGUCGUCGUCAUCGUCGUCACUGUCUUUGCUGUUGCCAUCGCCGCCGUCGCAAACACGAAGACGCCAGAGCGCCGCCGUCAACAUCGCGACAACGACCACUACCUGGUCGUCUCACGACGUGGCUCCAGUGCGUCGUCAGCGACGAAGCUUCGAGCAGAUGUACGACCCGCGGGUCGCGACAGGCCAAAUGGAGGAGAUCAAUGGAUCGCGAUCGUCCUCGGGAAGUCAAAAGGCCACGUCGCCCAUUGCCACCGCGAUACAGGAGCAUGCGUCCUCCAGACGGAAUUCCGAUAUUAGAAGACUCGACGAUAACAAUAAUAAAAACAAUCCUCCCAAGGUGCUAUCGUCGGUGAAAAAGAAGAACUCAAGGACUGGUCUAUCGAAUGACCUGGAAAUAUUCACCGCCACGUCGGUGAAAAAAGACGCGCCGGAGCCUUGCAAGACUUGUGGACGUCCGGAUCAGCCGGAGAGAUUUCACAGUCAUCCAAAGGGCAGUCAGAAAAUCAAGGAUAUUCCAAUAUCGACGACGAAACCAAAGCCCGCGGUGCCGCCGGUACCAAAGUCCAUCCAGAAGCCGGUGGCGUUGAACUUUCGCAGCGACCGGAACAAGAAUAAACUGGACGAAACGAAGUCGGAUCCUCAGAAUAAUCUCUCCCAAGACUCGGAUCAGCAAGGUAGAUUGGUGUCCGCGCCGAUGAAACGAGGUCCCAAAGCUAUCACGUGCUAUGUAUGCGGCCGAGAAUUCGGUACCGCCAGCUUUCCCAUACACGAGCCCAGGUGCAUGGAGAAAUGGGAGCGCGAGAAUAAUUCGCUGCCUCCGUCUCAAAGGCGGCCCAAGCCGCAAAGACCCGCGGUCGGAAUCGAGCACAACGAUUGGAACGCAACCGCAUGGGAGCAGAGUCAGGAGCAAUUAGUUCCGUGUGCGAAGUGUGGGAGGACGUUUUUGCCAGACCGAUUGCCGAUCCACGAGAGAAGCUGUAAAGCCACGCCCAAGAAUAACGACCGACUGGCCACGGCUACGUUGGCGAACGCGCGCAACGGACCGCGUACCGUUCCCUGUCGCGUUUGCGGUCGAAAAUUCGGUACUAGAAGCAUUAAGAUACACGAACCUCAGUGCAACAGGCGAUGGCAAGCGCAGAACGAUUCCAAUCAGCAGGAAAAUCCAGCUCUCUACAGGGAAACGGCCGAUAGUGGGCAGGGAAAUUUACCACCAAUGUAUCCGGAUUUAUCGCAAAAGAAAACAGUUACAUGUUACAUCUGUGGCCGAGAUUUCGGAUCCUCCAGCAUCACCAUUCACGAGCCCCAGUGCUUGAAGAAGUGGCAUGCCGAGAAUGACAAGCUGUCGCCGGCGCGAAGAAGAAAGGAGCCGCAAAAACCCGAAAUUAUAUAUACACAGGAUUCCAAUACGGGAAACAUGGUGGUCGACCAGGCGGCGACGGCGGAGGCCAACUGGAUGACACAUCUGAGCCAGCUGGUACCCUGCAAGCAUUGUGGAAGAACGUUCAAUCCUGACCGUGUAAACAUUCACGAGAAUAGUUGCAAAGGGAGCCGUUAAGAGUCUAUCAGUUCUUUCUCACCCAAUGCUUAACGUCAGAAUACAUUAUACUAAUUAAGUAUUGCUUACAUUUUCUAGAAGUGAUCUGUGUUUUUAUAACAAGUAACAUCAACUCUGUAAGAUAGCAUUCAUAUAGGGAUUUGCAAUUUUUUACUUAAAACUCGCUUCUAUUUAGGUUAAUUCUAUUAAUUACGGUUGAUAUGCUAUUAUGUAAAUCAUGAUCACCGACUUAAUUAAGUUUCGAGUAAGCACUCAGACUGCAAAAGUGGGUGAUAAUCUUAAGACUCUAAUACACUGCACCUGAUGUGCACCCUGCGUAAAUGCACGCAUGUUAUUAGACAUUGAGGAUCAGUGCAUAAUUACAAUGCAAUUUAAGUUCAAUUAAUAACGCAAUCAUCAACUUGUACAUAUCCGUGUCACGGAAUUAUCAUUAUUACUACGUUACGCGGAUCGAUCUCGUCGAUGUCUAUCCUGAGUCUAUUUCUCGUGGUUGCGUAGCGUUGUACAUUUUGUACCUGUAAAACGAAAUAAAAUUAGAAACUGCAGAGAGAAAGAGAAAAGUACAAGUUCAGCUUCAAAAAACAAACGUUUCAUCAGCGAGGAAACUUGAUCUGUCAAGUGGACUAUUCGCAAUAAUGUCUUUGUAAUUCGAGCAAGAUUUUGUAAAAUAAAUUCCUUUUAAAGAAGGCACUUACGAAGCUA